Arabidopsis arenosa is the source of this 2833-nucleotide messenger RNA. Lineage: Eukaryota; Viridiplantae; Streptophyta; Magnoliopsida; Brassicales; Brassicaceae. The record is from the annotation of a GenBank genome assembly.
AAAAAUUGUUCACUGUGUUUAUCUUCUUUCUACAACUCUAAGAAGCUUCGAUUCUUAAUUCUGUUUAUCGAUUUGAAUUCCUUGUUUCUUUUUCCCAACCGUUAGCUAAUUGUGCUAGAUCCAUUUUUCUGGUGAUUGAUGCAACUUUUGGAGCUCGAUUCUUCGUUAUAGGAUUUGAUUAUUCGAAGCAGAGUUGGUGUGAUGAAUGUUAACGAGGAGGGGGAGGGUUCACGUUACCCAAUCACUGAUCGAAAAAACGGAGAGACGAAAUUCGAUAGGGUUGAGAGUCGGACAGAGAAGCAUAGUGAAGAAGAGAAAGUCAAUGGAAUCACUAUGGAUGUGAGAAAUGGGAGUUCUGGGGCUGGGCAAGGCUCAGGUGGACUUCAAAUUCCGUUGUCGCAACAAACAGCGGCAACUGUCUGUUGGGAAAGGUUUCUUCAUGUGCGAACAAUUAGAGUUCUGCUUGUGGAAAAUGAUGACUGCACUCGUUAUAUUGUUACUGCACUUCUUCGCAAUUGUAGCUAUGAAGUUGUUGAGGCUUCAAAUGGGAUACAAGCUUGGAAGGUGUUAGAAGAUCUAAACAAUCAUAUUGAUAUUGUGCUAACAGAGGUGAUCAUGCCUUACUUAUCUGGUAUCGGUCUCUUGAGCAAGAUUUUGAGCCACAAAUCUCGUCGGAACAUCCCUGUCAUCAUGAUGUCAUCUCAUGACUCAAUGGGGCUGGUCUUUAAGUGCUUAUCGAAAGGAGCAGUUGACUUUCUUGUUAAGCCAAUAAGAAAAAACGAGCUUAAGAUCCUUUGGCAGCAUGUUUGGAGAAGAUGCCAAAGUUCAAGCGGUAGUGGAAGUGAGAGCGGAACGCAUCAAACUCAAAAGUCUGUGAAAUCAAAGAGUAUUAGAAAAUCUGAUCACGAUUCGGGAAGCAGUGGUGAGAAUGAAAAUGGGAGCAUUGGCCUGAAUGCUAGUGAUGGAAGUAGCGAUGGGAGUGGCGCUCAGAGCUCUUGGACGAAAAAAGCUGUGGAGGUUGAUGACAGUCCACGAGCGGUAUCUCUAUGGGAUCGAGUCGAUAGCACUUGCGCCCAAGUGGUACAUUCUAACCCUGAGUUCCCAAGUAAUCAGUUGGUUGCACCACCUGCUGAGAAGGAGACUCAAGAACAGGAUGAUAAAUUUGAAGAUGUCACAAUGGGUAGAGACUUGGAGAUUAGCAUUCGUAGAAAUUGUGAUCUGGCGCUGGAGCCAAAAGAUGAACCCCUAUCUAAAACUACUGGCAUUAUGAGACAGGGUAAUUCAUUUGAAAAGAGCUCUAGUAAAUGGAAAAUGAAAGUUGGAAAAGGACCAGUGGACCUCAGCAGCGAAAGUCCUUCAAGUAAACAAAUGCAUGAAGAUGGAGGCUCGGGUUUUAAAGCCAUGUCUAGCCACCUUCAAGAUAACAGAGAACCCGAGGCGCUUAACACUCACUUGAAAACUUUAGAUACAAAUGAAACUUCUGUCAAAAAUUCCGAAGAGCUAAUUCACAUGGAACAUAGUUCAAAGAGGCAUAGAGGAACUAAAGAUGAUGGGACACUAGUUAGGGAUGACCGGAAUGUGCUGAGGCGUUCAGAGGGCUCAGCUUUUUCAAGGUAUAAUCCAGCCUCAAAUGCCAAUAAGCUUUCUGGCGGGAACUUAGGAAGCAAUUCGCUUCAUGAUAAUAAUAGCCAGGAUCUUAUAAAAAAGACUGAAGCUGCAUGUGAUUGUCACUCAAACAUGAAUGAGAGUCUCCCCAAUAAUCACCGCUCACAUGUCGGUAGCAAUAACUUUGAUAUGAGUUCCACGACUGAGAACAAUGCUUUCACAAAACCAGGAGCUCCAAAAGUAAGUUCAGCAGGAUCUUCAUCAGUCAAGCAUUCAUCGUUUCAGCCUUUACCAUGUGAUCAUCAUAAUAAUCAUGCCUCCUAUAAUCUUGUCCAUGUCGCUGAGAGGAAGCUACCGCCACAAUGUGGAUCCUCAAAUGUGUACAACGAAACGAUUGAAGGUAACAACAACACAGUGAAUUACAGUGUGAAUGGUAGUGUAUCAGGUAGUGGUCAUGGGAGCAAUGGGCCAUAUGGAAGCAGCAAUGGUAUGAAUACUGGAGGAAUGAAUAUGGGAAGUGAUAACGGUGCUGGCAAAAAUGGAAAUGGUGAUGGUAGUGGAAGCGGAAGCGGAAGUGGUAGCGGAAACUUGGCGGAUGAAAAUAAGAUCUCUCAAAGGGAAGCUGCUUUGACAAAGUUCCGUCAGAAGAGAAAAGAAAGGUGCUUCAGAAAGAAGGUACGAUACCAAAGCCGGAAAAAACUAGCGGAACAACGACCUCGUGUCCGUGGCCAAUUCGUCCGUAAAAUAGCCGCUGCAACGGAUGAUAACGACAUAAAAAACAUUGAGGAUAGCUAACGGAAAAUCUACAAAACCAACUCUAUCUCAGCCCAAAUACAUGAGUAAUGUGCUCAUCAUCUAUCUUAUCUAUCUAUCACAUGUUUAACAUUUCCCCUUCAAAGUCUGAUUCUUUGAUAAUACCACUAUUCACGAAACGAAGACACUAGGACAUUUGAUUGUUUGUUAUUAUCGUUGUCUGGUCUGGUUUAUGAAUUUAGGAGGAAGGGUUUGGUUUCAUGAGUACAACCACCAGGAUAUACAGUGAAAGCUUUGUAGAUGUUGUAAACUUGUAAAACAAUAACCCCUUGUUUGUAUAUUUUUGUAUAAGCUUGCUUUUGGAGCCGAGCACAAUACGGUGUCGUAUUUGUAUCAACAUUAUCUCUCUUUCAAUAUCAUUAGAGCUUAUUAUCCGUAAAUAGAGAUUUUACUAGAAUAAAACUGUUAGUUUCAU